Molecule: messenger RNA, 2124 nt
Organism: Andrographis paniculata
Lineage: Eukaryota; Viridiplantae; Streptophyta; Magnoliopsida; Lamiales; Acanthaceae
Exons: 7
Coding region: 571-1797 (408 amino acids)
Source: RefSeq, a predicted model, not a curated record
AUUCACAAUUAAUUUUAGUGAGUCCUUUCUUUCUUCUUCUAUCAAAUUCCACUUUCCCUCUUCGCAUUCAUUCUCUCUCUCUCUCUCUCCCUAUUUGUCUUCAACGUUCAACCCUUCUUCUCCAAUCGAGCGAGCAAUUAUCCAGUGCUGGAAUGGAGUGGGGUUUUGAGUUGUUUAAUCGAGAACUGCUCUGCUGAUCUGAUCUGGUUUGUCUGGGGAAACACAGACAAAGAUCCAAGAGCUUUCUCCCCAUUGUUGUUGUACUAAUUCAAAUCUCACCAUAGCCUCGCCUCCCUCCUUUUGCAAUUGUGUACUUUAGAUUUACGGGAAAUCCAAGACCCCACCAUUUUCGUUUUUGUUUUUGUUUUUGUUUUUGUUUUUGUUUUCUCCUCCUCCCUCCAGUCAUUCAUUCUUUAUCGUGAAGCUUGCUCCUCGCUUGCUUUCCUGCAAUCGUCGACAGGGCUGACCGUUUCCUCCAAAUUCGAUUCAAGUCAACAAUCAAAUAAAUGCCUCCAAUUUCAAUCCCUAGGUUGGCUCCUCUCUAAAUCGAACAAACCCUAUCCAAAAGAAAUGAUGUACGGAAUGAUGAGUGGGGCUCAGAGCAAGAAGGACAUGGCGAUGGAGUACCAAUCCCAAAUCCCCAUCCUCCGGCCGAGCAUCCAUAGCCGGCGGGCCAACAUGACGGUGAAAUUCCAAGAUCUGUACGGGUUUACGGUGGAGGGUAACGUGGACGACGUGAAUGUGUUGAAUGAGGUUAGGGAAAAAGUGAGGCAGCAGGGCAAAGUUUGGUGGGGUUUGGAGGCAGACAAGGGAUCCAAUUGGUAUCUGGAGGAGGAGCAUGACUCCUCCUCCUCCUCCAAUUCAUCUCCUUCAUCCAGGCUCCUCCUCAAGUCUUCCCUCAAAAUCUCUUCUCUGGUAAAUUCCAUCACUCUCAAGAAGCUCAUAAGGAAAGGCAUUCCUCCCAAUCUCAGGCCCAAGAUUUGGUUCAAUCUCUCUGGCGCAGCCAAGAAGAAGUCCACUGUGCCUGAUAGUUAUUACGCUGAUUUGACUGCUGCUGUUGUUGGCAAAGUCACUGCUGCUACCAAGCAGAUUGAUCAUGACCUGCCUCGAACUUUCCCUGGCCAUCCGUGGUUGGACACCGCAGAUGGACAUGCAGCUCUACGGCGAGUUCUCGUUGGGUACUCUUUCCGGGACUCGGAUGUUGGCUAUUGUCAGGGUUUGAAUUACGUUGCAGCACUAUUGUUGCUUGUGAUGAACUCUGAAGAAGAGGCUUUCUGGAUGCUUGCAGUUCUCUUGGAAAACGUCUUGGUUAACGAUUGUUACACAAACAACUUGUCCGGAUGCCAUGUCGAACAACGAGUAUUUAAAGAUCUGUUGACUAAAAAGUGCCCGAGGAUUGCGACACAUCUUGAAUCUUUGGACUUUGAUGUUUCUCUCGUGUGCACAGAGUGGUUUUUAUGUCUAUUUUCUAAAAGCUUGCCUUCGGAGACGACAAUGCGGGUGUGGGAUGUGCUCUUCUAUGAAGGGGCAAAGGUCUUAUUUAAUGUAGCAUUGGCAAUUUUUAAGAUGUGUGAACCACAGUUGCUCGUGACACAUCACGUUGGUGAUGUGAUAAGUGUGAUACAAAGAACUACUCGGCACCUCUUCGAACCCGAUGAAUUAUUAACGGCAGCCUUUGACAACAGCGGGUUUAUGAGUAGCACACUUAUAUGGAAGCAACGGAAAAAGCAGGAGCCGGCAGUCAUGGCUGAGCUCGACCAGAGAAUAAGGCGGCUGAACUCUGCAAGCGGCGUGUGACAGGUCAAUCGUACGAAGAAGAAAACGAGAGAAAAAAAAAGAAAAAGAAAAAGAAAACUAAGAAUAAGUUGGAAAAAGAAGCAGCUAAGGCAGCACAAUAGGCAGCACAAUGAGAGAAAGAGAGAGAGAGAGUGGCCCCCUUCUGACAACAUUGUGUUUCAUAAUGUUGUGUACCUAACUAAACUAACAUAGCUGAGAAGGGAAACUUUGCAGAACUUAAUUAAUGUUGUAAGUUGUAAAUGUUUUUAUGUGAUACUCAAUACUUAUGACAUCACAUACAUUUUCCCUCUACUUUCUUUUUAGAAAGGAUGUAUUUUUUACGUUACA